UGAAAAGGAAUUUCAUCCGAAUUAGCUGAGCCAUUCAGAACGGUGCAACCGCAGCAUCAAAGCAAAGGCGGGCAGAGACGCACAGUUAAUCCUGUUCUCUGUGCUUAUCACAGGCCAUGUGAAGUUCUCAAAUGAAAAACACUUGGCAUUCUGACCCUUUAAUCUGCCAUUGCACACCUUUGUAAUGUGUGCCCUUCCACCUAUCGUCCUCUCCAGACACCUCCACUUCUGCUGAGACUCUCUGUCUGGUUGCCAAAGCGUAGAAGUUGUAGGAGGGGAGUUGUUUACACCUCAGUUAAGCCUAUUAGCAUUUAUCAUUUGCAUCCACUCUCACCAGGCAUUGAGACGAGACAGAGAUGCUGAUGUCCGGGACGCUCCAUCGCCUCCUCCUCCUGGCUGGUACUUGUCUCUGUGUCUAUGGAAACCCUGUCCACCUCCCAAACUUCACCCCCACGCAGGACAGCAGCUGUGACGGGCAGUGCGCCAGCUCAGUGACAACUCACCCCACAGAGUCUAAACCCUCAGAUAAAGAAGAUCUAAAUGGCCCAAUAUUGAAUGUAGGUGCAGGAGGAGGGGCUGGCUCACAUGGACGCAGAACAGGACCUGAGGGGAUAGCUCCAGUGACGCAGACAGAAAACGGGGACAGCCUUGAUGGAAGAUCUAGGCCGAGUGUGGCUGGCGGAGAAGCAUGGAGCCAAAGCAGUGAGGUAAAGAAGGUCGGGGGUGCGUCUCAGAUGGGAGACGCUCACAGACAGUCAGAGGUAGAUUCAGUGUUGUCUGCUGAUCCAGAGAGCACAAAGGAGCCUGUAUUAACUCCCACAGGUGAAAGGAAGCAGUCACACAUGGCUCUUAGUACACCAAGAUUGACUCCAGAUGGAUUUUCGGCCUCCUCUGCAGCACCACCGCAGACAGAGGCGUCAAGCCUGAGUAAAGAGCUUACCCAGGAGAAACAAAAGAAUAGCCAAAGUGGAGAGGACAGAACAAAACUACCUGAAGAUGGGGAUUCUCUACAAGGUAAAGACACAGAAACAAGCUGGCCGUCAUCCACAGAACCUUCAAAUCCCUUGGUGCGGAUCCAGAGACUGACCUCUCACAGCCCCAUCCCUCCCUCUGUCUUCGCCUCCCCUCGGACCUCUUUGUCAAUGUGGGGCCACGAUGGAGCUACAAUAUCCACACUCCCAGACCCCCUGUUGCCUGAAAUUGGACCAAACCUGGUGCCAAGAGAGGACGGCCUUGAAAGCCUUUGGACUGAGGCUGCCAGACCAAGUGGCGUGGACACUGUGGUCCCGCUGUCUCAGGAUGAAGCCACAGAAGGUACCAUGUCAUCAGAGUCUCUCCCUCUCAUCUUUGAGCCUUUUGAAGAUGUCACUCCAGAGGGGGCAGCAGCAGGAGCAGCAGUGGCGGCAGUCACCCUGGUGCCUGGGAGCCCUCAGCCUCCUGCUGCCAUGGCGACCAGAGGCAUGCCUCUGUCAGAGGUGGACCUUGACCAGCUGGUCACUGUGGAGACAGAGAGUGAUGGUCCCUCGCAGGCUCCGCCCCUACUGAUGCCAGACUGGACGUCACCUUGGCAGACAUCCGGCGCCGAGCUCCCAGAGCCGAUAGGCUCCUCAGUUCCAUCUCUUUCGCAGCGUCGUGGUGGAACUGAGCCAGGACUGUCGGAGGAUCCCUCUGAUAAAGAUGCAGCGAGGACACCAAACCUCGAAGAAAACCUGCCAACCAGUGACCCCUCACUCUCAUCCUUCCAGCAUGCUACGACAACAGUAACCAUGGCAACCCGUCAGCCUGUGCAUAAAUCCAGAUCAGGGUUAGAGGAGAUGGAGUCUGAGGAGGAGCCAGAUGAGGAUGAUGAGGAUGAGAACUCGGAGGAAUCGGUGGAAGAAGAGAGCGAAGAAGACCUGACAGAAACCCCUAAGACAUCCUCAACACAGCCUCCAUACAGCCUCAUUCCUCCACCUCCUGUCUGGGUUCAACGCAACCAGGGGCUGAUGCGUAGCUGGGUAGAGCUGAUCAGAGAAAAGGCGGGCUAUGUGUCUGGGAUGUUGGCCCCUGUGGGCAUCGGCAUCACAGGGGCCCUGCUAAUCGUCGGUGCCCUCUACAGCAUCAGGAUGAUUCACCGCAAGAGGAGGAACAGCUUCAAACACCAGAGGAGGAAGCAACCUCACGAGCCUGGCACCAGUCGUCAGGACCAGGCCAUGCUGCUGGCCGACAGCUCCGAGGACGAGUUCUGAUGACACCCUGAUGCUGGCUGAUGCUCCUGUUUCAGGAGGCUCGGCGAACAUCACCAUCGCUAUGACUACCGCAUCUCCAAUCACCUUGGGCUGUUUGGCAAUGACUCAUCUGUUCCACAGAGUGUGACUGAGUAUAGGGCACAAUUUGCACAGGCUGCACAAAGGUCAGCUUUGUAUCC
This is a messenger RNA of Thunnus maccoyii (southern bluefin tuna), 2407 nucleotides long. RefSeq names its product armadillo-like helical domain-containing protein 4. The coding region runs from base 357 to 2228 and encodes 623 amino acids. Lineage: Eukaryota; Metazoa; Chordata; Actinopteri; Scombriformes; Scombridae. The record is from RefSeq and is a predicted model, not a curated record. The transcript has 7 exons.